Messenger RNA from Hepatospora eriocheir, 264 nucleotides. The record is from the annotation of a GenBank genome assembly. Lineage: Eukaryota; Fungi; Microsporidia; Hepatosporidae.
AUGAAUCCAAUAGAAAAUUUGUGGUAUUUUCUAAAGAUUAAGGUCAAUGAAAGAGGACUAAAGAAUAUGAAAGAUUUAGAAAAGUUGUUGAAGAAGAAUGGUAUAAAAUACCAAAAGUACUCUGUGAAAGACUUUUUUGUUCACUUCCAAAAAAAGUUGAAGAAUUUUUUAAAUCUAAAGGAAGAAAUACAAUGUAUUAAAAUAAACUGUCUCAUUUAUUUUUUCCACUUUAAAAUUUUUUUUCACAACAUGUAUUUUUUUUAA